Messenger RNA from Trametes versicolor FP-101664 SS1, 906 nucleotides. RefSeq lists its product as uncharacterized. The record is from RefSeq and is a predicted model, not a curated record. The transcript is spliced from 2 exons. Bases 1 to 906 code for a protein of 301 amino acids. Lineage: Eukaryota; Fungi; Basidiomycota; Agaricomycetes; Polyporales; Polyporaceae.
AUGACAAGCGGUUACGAAGACUACAUGACUGCGCCCAUCGCCCUACGGCAAUGUUACUACUGCGGAAAACCCGAGAGCGAACAAUUCAAGCUGAAGAAGCCUGCGUGUCGCACAUUCGGCCAAGAAAGCCCCGAGUAUAUCCGGGAGAACAUCCAGGCCAAGAGGUUCGGCUUCCGGAACGUGGAGGAGUUCUCAGGCGCAUUGAGGGACUUUGUGACGGCGCACACGUGGGCGUUCCAGUCCUACGCGAAGACACUCCUCGCGAUCGAGGGCGGCCCCGAGUACAUGAACACUCCACCGAAGGUGCUGCGGAUCUUUCUGAAGUGUCUCUGCGUCCGAGGAUCCUUCCUCGACCCAGCACGCACGUUCGGGUUCCUAGGAGCUGGGUGGCAGACAGUCGAGGAGUACAUACGUACGCCAACCGGCGCACUCGACUGGCAGAGAUCAGCAACAACUCGAGAGAGGUCUCAGCGCGCGCACAGCGGACGCCCGCGAUACGCAGGGGAGCUCCAUGUGCUAUUCGCCGUAGACCGCAUCUCUACAUGGCAAGGAGUCCUCUACACGCAGUAUUACCCGGACCCACGCGCCGCAGCCUUCUGGAGCCCCUGGGUCACGGUCGGGAUGCGUAACGCGAUGCUGGCGGACGUGCUCGUCCUCUGCGCCGCCAGUAUCCAAUUUGGGCUGGCGCUGCGGUGUGUCGAGGGACAGCGGUCUGUCGCGGCGCUGCCAGGACGCUUCGUCCGUUCUGACCUGAAUAGAUGGCGGUGGGAGCCGCUCUUCACGGACUGGGACCAGUAUCUCGCGGGCGCUCGAGGGAUCCAGGAGGUGGACAGCCUGCUUGGUAGCCCCAUACGAUCCCGGAUGGACGUCCCACUGCUUCUGCAGCUGGUUCGCGUACUGUUAUAG